AUGGAUUUGCAGGAGCCGGGAUCCCUCAUCCAGCGGCCCCGACGAGGGUCUGGAAAGGGCUCAUUGGGAACAGGCGGGUCCCUGAGACCCCUCACGGCCAGGACGGGCGUGCUAAAUCUGGCCCCCGCGCUCCGAACGCGGAAGUCCCCGCGGAGGAGGCGUGGGCGGGAAAGGGGACGGGCUGAGGCGGGAGCCGCUGCUGCUGCUCAGCUUCGCUCGGCACGGAUCGCUUUAGCUCAGCACGGCCGGUCCGGCACGAUGGAGCCGCGAGGGUAUGGAUUUCUGUUACUGCUCCUUCUUAUCCUGAAAGCUGUUGCUGUACUAGAGAAGAAGAACAUCAUCAGUAAACUUGGAGACAACGUCACACUAAGUUGCAUUUAUAACGAAAAGAAACCCUUGCAAUUAAAAAAUCUACGGGUCUAUUGGCAAAUAGCUGAUGAUUCCUAUCAAGAAAAGUGUUCAGUUGUACAUGCACUGAUCUCUGGCCAAGAUGAUAACAGUAAUCAGUGUAUUCACUUUAAAGACAGGACUCAGUUAUUCUGGGAUAGGUUGGAAAAUGGUGAUUUUUCUCUGCUAUUGCUAAAUGUCAGCCAGAGUGAUGAACAUACAUACAAAUGCAUAGUGCUGGAGAAAACUGAACAUCCCAAAGUGAUUCACCAGGCAGAAGUGGUUCUCAGCUUAGCAGCGAGUUACAGCCAACCAAUACUCAGUGGACCAAUAAUAAACAGUGACAGCCCUGGAGAGGAGGUGACCUUUCACUGCAGGUCUGGCAAUGGAUACCCAAGGCCCAACGUUUACUGGAUCAAUAAAGCGAACAACAGUCGCCUGCAUCCCUCACAAACAGACAUCAUACCCCACGACGACGGCACCUUCAGUGUUGUCAGCACACUGAAGGUGACAGCCACUUCUAACAUGCAAAUAGAGUGCUCCAUAGAAAAUGAGAUGCUGCAGGAAAAUCUGUCAGCCAACUACACGCAGCAGAAGAAAAUCAGUGGUCCUGGCACAGAAAGUGACAAAAAAACAGAGAAAAAAGGACGAGGUGCUCAAGCAGCUGGCAUCAUUGGCAUUGUCUUUGUGAUAGCUCUUCUAACUGGUUUAAUCUGCUGGCUGUGGAGAAGGAGGUCCUCUAAUCUAGUGUCCUAUAAAGAUGUCCAACAAAGAGAAGACCAAGGAGGACACAGCUCACCUGUCUAAAUGGAAGGUGUGCCAACAAUUUGGGCAGCUGGAGAUGUGUCAAGAGAAGCAUCACUCCCUCUGUGGCAGCAUUGUUUGUAAUACAAGUGACAGACUUCUGCCAAGAGAGAUGGCAAAGGAAAAAAAUGAAAAGCUUCUAGAACACAAUAGAGAGGAAAAUCUGCAGAAUUUUCCUUCCAGUCACUGACUGUGUCCACAGAACAGUUGUGUCACCACUCCAGCUCAGCACUUUGGACAGUCCCCUGUGAUUGUCAGUGACUUGGGCACUUGCACUGGAGAAAGCAGAAAUCCUGGGACUCAGCUGCUCUGUGCCAACCACUGGAAGCUGGAGACUGUCCAGUCUCUCAUCAGGAUCUUUGAGGACUCUCAGGAGUAGAAGCAGCACCUUCAGGAGCAUGGAAUGUGCUUGCUGUCACCUUACCCUGACGAUGGCUACAUGUGAAGAAAGGCAGCUAAAACAAGGAAAGAAAACUGAAGGGCUCUGCAGAGUGAAAUUAGUGACUUCUUCCAUGUUUCUCUCUCUCUAGAGUACAAUCCUUUCAUUGUCUCUUUUCACCAGCUGCUGCUGUGUACAGAACCCGGCAGAGCACCCAGUCCUCCAAAAACAGGAGUUGCUCUAAUGGGGUCAAAUUCUGAAUUUGUUAUCAUAAGGGAAGGUGCCUUCUUUAAGCCUUGAUAGCAAUAUUUUGGUUUUUACCAAAUAUUCCACCAAAAAGGGGACUUCCACUUUGAACAGGAGCCAGCUGUGAGAAAAAACAAGCUGUAGAAAUCUGAAUUAAAAAUAGUGCUCUCUGCUAUGUGAAUGUCAUGUUACCUGGACUUACCCUUCUCAGGAUGGAACAAAACCUGUGGUUGAGCUCUGCCUGAUUCAACUGAAUCUUUAUUUAAGCACCUUCCUGUGGCUUCCAGGGAGGAUUUUAAACUGAAGGUUUUAAACUAAACUUGUGCUUUUGUCUCAUCCUUGCGCACACCCAACAAAACCAAAAGAACAAAAACCAAAUUCUAUCAGUGUGUUGUCCAUGAAUGUCCAGAAAGCCAAGAGCUGCAUUUUCCUUGUGCCAGUGCAUGUGCUUUGCUGUUUCAGCCCCAAGUCAGCCAAACUGGCUGCCUGAAAAUAGCAAAAGAGUAAACUUUGCUGAUGAUAUGAAAUUUUGGAGGAGGAGGAAUUUUUACUAGCUCUCUUUCCCAGAUGGGACAGUUUCCCCAUCUUGUCAUGAGGGGACAGAGAUUGUUAUUUUAAACUGAGCUCUGGAAACACUUGACCUCUCCUGCACCAGUUGCUAGACUAAAUUUUUAUGAUUUUUGUGAAUAAGUCUUGUUUGUUUUUGCUUUGUGUGUAAGAGGCACUCCAGUAUCAACUCUGAGCUCAGACACUGAUUUUUCAUGUCAAGAUCAGCUUUCAAGUCCCAGCUGAGUGAAAAUUCUGUUUUACUCACAUCACGGGAGGCUCCCAGCUGAGAAGCUGUGCUUCUCUCAUGUCCAUAAAUCCAGAUAUCAGGUAUUUUCUGAGUCCAAAUCUCAUCUUCAGUGUGCCCUAAAGGGAACUUGCUUGAGGAAAGCUUGCAGACACCUCAAAAAUGUGAACAACAUCUGUGCAGAUGUGCAGGGCAACCAUUUCCUAGUGGUUCAGUAGAAAGUCCUGCAGACAUUUCUUUCUUAUCUGUCACAUGAAGAUGUUUUGUGCAGCCUGUGGUGCUGCUGUACCUGACAGAAGCCUUUCCUACAAGUAGUUUCCACUUUUAUAUUCUACAGCUGUCAUGGUUCAAAGAUAUAAGAAGCGACCUAGCAGUCACUCUGCAAUAUGGCAUUAAAACAAAUUUAGACUGGUUGGAUUUUCUUAUUUCUGGGCUACUUCAUGGAUACACCUAAAUACAAAAGCCUUUUCUUGCAAAAUCUGUGCUUUAAUUUAGCUUAGAGUUCCAGCUUUUCUUAGAGGUCAGUAAAUCCUAGAUGACAGUUGGUUGCUACCAUUCAAAAGGACUUGGGAAUUUAGUAAUAGCAGUUUUUGUCUUCACUUACCAUAUUUAUCUUUUAAAUAAAGUCUAUUCAUUCUUCUGGA
This is a messenger RNA of Zonotrichia leucophrys gambelii, 3253 nucleotides long. RefSeq names its product inducible T cell costimulator ligand (gene ICOSLG). Gene Ontology annotation, biological process: regulation of cytokine production; T cell receptor signaling pathway. The record is from RefSeq and is a predicted model, not a curated record. Gene Ontology annotation, molecular function: signaling receptor binding. Gene Ontology annotation, cellular component: external side of plasma membrane. Lineage: Eukaryota; Metazoa; Chordata; Aves; Passeriformes; Passerellidae.